AACCUCGCUAGACUUGUUACAGGCACUUUAUAUGCGAGACAGACAGUUUGCUCGUUUUGUUAUUCAAAUGGUUCCAUUACACUUUGCACGGCGGCUGCUUAUCCUAGAAUUAGUGGGACUUCGAUUAUACAAGUUAGUAGGAAGAACACAUUGCCGAUCUGUCGUUUCCCCUGUCAGCAAAAACUCACCCGAUACAAGGUUGAGGCUAAUGACCGAUGAAACGACGCGCCACCAUUAUUACCUGCAACUGCGCGACAAUGUCGUCAGGCAUGGCGGCGGCGUGGAGAACCUCCAUCCUCACCAUCCCUUACACGAACCGUCUAUCGUCACGCCGUUGCUCACACUCGCGGGUCUUGCCCUACAAGCCGAUCUUGGCGACUACUCCGAGGAACGGCAUAGGCCACACGCAGGAUCUGUGGGAUACUGCAAGCCCACCGAUUACCUUCCGCCACACAUGUGCCUCGAGUCGAAUGUGCUCGCGGUGCUCGCGGCACAGCACAGAGACAACCGAGGCUUAUCGAGGGAGGAGGCAGAGCUGCAAUACAUCCGGGAGGCGGUGCUGCUGGAGGCGCCGCUCAACGCUCAUCUCUAUCGGUUACGAAGAAGCAAGAACGAGGCAGGCCCGGGACGUAUACUCCUGGCGAUUUGCGCUCGCGGGGUGCGAGUCUACGCCGAGGAGGAAACACCGCGGGUCUUCGCUUGGAACAAUAUCGGCAAACUCUGCUUCGACCGCAAGAAGUUCGAGAUACGCGCAGUCGAUCAGCCGGACAAGCUCACCCUCUACAGUGGAUGCGAUGAUAAAAGCAAGCUGCUCCUGGGUCUCUGUCGAGAUACCCAUCAGUUCUCCAUGGCCAUAGCACCUAGAGUAAACGAGGCGAUAAGGCGAGAGGAGGAAGAGAGGAAAGUACUUCGCGACUGCUACAUGUAUCCUGCCCGAUGCAAGCUGAGUUUAACGGCACGUGGGGCGCGCGGUGACCAACGAAUUUCUGUUAUCUCCAGCACGUCGUCCAAUACGACUUCUGGAAUUGUCAGCGACCGGGUUCACAGCGAGGACGAGCCAGAUACGGCGCCCGCCUCGACCGAAUGUUUGCCACGUCUUACUGAGAACACUUCGUACUCCGGUGUUCAGUGUGGUGUUGUGAACGGCGCGAACGCGGACGUCGAGGAUCGUUCCAUGCCGUCAUCGCCAGUCUCCGCCGUCGACGAGGUCGACGGUACAGACAGUACUCCCACGACUGCUGCGUUGCGAUUGGCAUCGAGCGCGGCCACGGCUGCUGAGGGGUCACAAUGUAGCAGCAGCUGCAGCACGGUCGUGAUUGUGAAUGCACCUGCUGGUGGACCGCCGCGAAUGCGGCGCACAUCCGCGACUUCCAGUCUGGAACUCGGUUACUCGCAUACGGCACAGAAUUCAGCGGUUUCGUCGGAAACUGCUAGUUUUCCUGGCGCCAUUUAUGACAGAUGCAAAAAAGGUGGCAAAUACGCAGGCACUGAUAUAGCAAGCGAAACUAGUGGAGUAUAUACUCUGAGAAGUAGCGAGAUGCAGGAUGAAAGAAUGGCGGAUCUAUAUUCACCAACCGGUGACGCGAACGGAUCUUCCGCGGCGAGCGACGUGUGUGCCUUAAGUUCCGUCCAGUCAACGACCGACGAGGCGUCCGUAACGUCCGGUUUUUAUACCAUACACAGUGGCCUUAGAUCCGAAACAAGCGACGUUUACAUAGAAGAUGUUGGCGCGGAGGAUCAGGAACCAAUUUACAGCAUCUGCAAAGGUGACGAAGACGUUGGUAACGUUGUGUCGACCAUAACAGCAGCUCUGGAUCAGCAGCUGGAAGAUUCUAGAUCACGUAGUAACAGCAUACUCAGCGUAGGAAGUUUUAGAGGCGACGGCAGUGAUCCAUCCAGCGUCGGACCUCUGCUGUCAGCCAACGAACUUUCCGACUUGAUAGUCGGGCGUUAUCCUCCUCGGAAAACCAUCAGCAACUCCAUGGAUUCCGAUUGCGAUUACGUUACCAUGCCUCCACCACCGCCGCCACCAAGAACCGACAGCGACAGACAACUUCCACCACCACCUCCUUACCCAGUGAGCAUGGACUACGCAACGAUAAACUCACCGCGGCCCAACAUAUCCGACAUCGAGAGGGAACCGCCGCCUCCGCCACCGUAUAACGCUAGUCGCGGCGAGUUUGUACCUCUACCACCGCGAAGAACCGAUCCACCGCCACCGCCACCUUACACCUCGCCCAGAGAAAGAAUUCAGAUACCACCGCCUACGCCUCCGAGAAACGACGCGGUAACGCCCAGAGAACCACCACCUCCGCCGCCAUAUCCCGAGGUCUCGGAGGUCACUCGACAGGAAGCAAUCUCCAAGCUGUAUCCAGCCACCAGCGAGGAGAUCGUGUCAAGGGUGACGUCGACCAAGCUACAAACUAGCUUGGCGAACAGCAUGAUGAACGCCACUCUGGCAGCUUCGAAGACAACCAGCGGCAGUCAAGCGAACGUGAACGACGUUGCUACGAUCGCCCCGAAACCGCCACCCAGAAUUCAACCACCCACAUAUCCCGGUGACAAAAUGAAACCCACGCCGGUCCACGCUCCCGUAGCGGCUCUUGUCGUUGGACCGAACAAUUACCUGGAUGUACACGCUUCACGAGGUGGUCCGGUUUUGUUGCCUUACUUAACACCACCGCCGCCCCCGCCACCCCCUCCACCACCCAUGGUACAUCCCAGACAACCUCCGCCGCCACCGCCCAGCUUGGCUACCGUUUACACGAGUCAAGUUGCGAGGUCGCAGAUCGAACAGUACAAGCAGCAACUGUACUCAGACGUCGAUUACGUGAUGUUCCCUUUGAAGGAUCCCGCGGUGUCGAAGCAAGAGUACAUCGACGCGAAGCAGGGAUCGCUUCUGGCUGCUAUGGCCGCCUAUCCUCCCCCGCCUUAUCCCUCUUUUAACAAUAAAUCGUUAGUAAUGUAUCGUAGCACACCGUACCUUCCUGGCUCCUCGUUCUCGUCACCCACGAAAUACGCUUCGAAUCAAAACCUUAGUAGCAGCGACACGAGCUCUAACAAUUACUUACCGCAUAGUAACCUGAGCAGCCACUACGCUGCUAGUACAAGCUCACUAUAUAGCGGAGCUACUUGUUCGUCGGCAGGAAGUCAGAGUCUUAGACGCGAACCGCCAGCCCCAGCUCAUCCGCACACGCUGCACGCGUUCUCCAGGACGAGAAGCGACGAGAACAUAUUGAAGUGUUUCGACUCGCCUUCCACCACCAAGCUGCAGUCACUGCCGCAGUUGAAGCAUCGCCGACUUCCGCCACCUCCGCCGCCACCGCCUUACGAGAUACAGAACCUCGAGAAGAAUCAACCACUUCCAUCCGCCUCUUCAUCGUCUUCCUCUCCGAAGAAGACGCCGAAAGCAACCGCGGUGGAGGAGUGCGAGGAAGGGAAAGAAGACGGAAUGUUGGACAUACGAACGCUUCGCGAGAAGAGUCGUAACCUCGACUUGCCUCUGAUAUCGGCGUUGUGCAACGAUCGGUAUCUGUUGAAACAGACGAAAGCGUUCGUGAUGCCGAAGCAUCCCGCCGAGGCGACCUCCUCGACGUCCGUGAAAAACGGCACGAGAAGCAGCAGUGGCGGAACAUCCAGCAGGAACAAGUACCCGGUCAGUGGUCUCUCCACCACGCAGAUCACCAAACCUCCGAGGAAAUCAUCGACGAGUACUCACAAACACCCGGCCGAGGUGAAGGGCAACGCUUACAAAGUGACAAACUCGACAGGCGUGUCGGUUGUCAAGAAGGAUCCAACAAGAGCGUCGCAUUCUGACUGGACAUUUGUUAUGGGUGAAAGGUUGAACGAAUCUUUCAAUAAUGAGAGGAAACCGCGAGAACACGCUGUUAAUAGAAAACUGUCCGUACUGCACUACAGAACGCGUACUAAAAGGCAACACGUGACAAUUAAAAAUUGUGUAAGAUUUGCGCGAGAGUGAAUCUUUCAAACAUUAAUAUCUUUAGACUAUAGCGUAAUGAGUAAUAAUUUUUAACUGUGUAAGUUGACUUAUGUUUAUUAAUAUUAGAUAUUAAUAUUACAACAUGACCCAUGUCUGUACAUAGUAUUUGCGUGAAAUCAUAGGACUUGUUGUAGUCGGAAACCUCAUGUAUGUACCACACGUCACCUCAGCUAUGAAUAAUAAACUUUUUUUAUAAUGAAGGUCGUUACGAAAAAAAUGCUUCGUGUUGACUGUGUGAAAUUGAGUGAACUUCAUGCUACCUUUUAUCAUGUAAUUUACAACCAUUCGUCCACAUGUACGUAUUAUAUCUUUUAUAUCUUAUCUGCAAUGAUUUCGGAAAGUCUUAAUAUGUAGUGAAAAAUUGCCUUAACUAUAUUUAACUAUUAUAAUUUUGCUUCAAACAAAUCGUACAACAAAUUUUAAGAGAUAGGUAUAAAGGGGAGAGUUUGGUUGAUUUAGCUGAGGAAAAAUUUUUUUUCGCAAAGACGUAUGAAUUUGCAAAAUUUUCGAGAAAACAAGUAUUUUGAUUUAAAAUGAUGUGAGAACAUCUUUGGAAGAAAUGAACUCAAUAUUGUAAAAGUAAAAACUUCAUAUUCCAAAAUGCACUUUUGAUUGUUCGAUUUGUUUUUUAUGAAAUUAUAGCAGUUUAAAGUGUCUAUAAUUUUCGUUUCUUUCAAAGAUUAUGAGAGGAGGUAAGUGAAGAUAUUUUCUCUCUUGAAAAUUCACACGUCUCUUUACGAAAAAAAUUCUUCAUAAAGACUGCUAAUGGUCAAAGAUUGAAGUCUCCCUGUCACAACUAAAAUUCAUUGUGUGAAUUUAUGAUUUUUUUUUUUUUAAAACAAAAUUAUAAUAACUGGAAACGUCGACAAUUUAUCAUCGUGUGGGAAAUUAUACCAACGCGAUCACAACGACUCCAAUACAGCUCAUUAUAGUGCUAAUGGAGCAUGAAGAAAAAUGACUGAAAGUAAGUAGAGAAUCUACCUAAAGUCAUAAGAACCGCUUUACAUUUGCAAUCACCGUCCUCUGUUCGUUCCUUACGUUCAUAAUUUCAUUUUCUGUUCACAGAUAGCG
Molecule: messenger RNA, 5071 nt
Organism: Heterotrigona itama
Lineage: Eukaryota; Metazoa; Arthropoda; Insecta; Hymenoptera; Apidae
Source: the annotation of a GenBank genome assembly